AUGCUUCAUCUCCCAGGGGCCUGCAAAACUGGGUUUGGUCCUUCAAAGAACAUCCUGGAGGAACAGAAACUCCAAAGGAUUCUUCACAGCUCCGCGCUUGUGCCUCUCCAGCUGUGUUUCUGCUCACCCACUGCCAGAGCCUUCCCUGCGCAUUCCCGACCGCGCUCCAUCCCCAUCCCAUCCCCAUCCCCAUCCCCGGUGCCCGCAGCUCCCGGAGCAUCCCAGCCUCUCUCUCCAUCCCCAUUCUCAUCCCCGUUCCCAACCCCAGUGCCCGCAGCUCCCGGAGCAUCCCCCGCACAUUCCCAACCUCUCUCCAUCCCCAUCCCCGGUGCCCGCAGCUCCCGGAGCAUCCCCGCACAUUCCCAACCUCUCUCCAUCCCCAUCCCCGGUGCCCGCAGCUCCCGGAGCAUCCCUCGCACCGCAGCGGCUUCGGAGCCCUCCCGGGAUUACCGCGACCCUUCCGAGCCAUCCUUCGGGCCCAGGGGCGGCCAGCACCGCCAUCCCGCUGCCCGGGCCCGGCUCGGAUCCUCCCCCGCCGCUCCCAUCCCUCCCUGCAUCCCCGGAGCCCUCAGCGCAUCCCGGCCGGCACCUGCGCUCCGCGCUCGCUGCUGCCGCAGCCCCGGCGCUCCCGCGGCUCCGGCAGCACCGGGCUGGGCAGCACCGAACAACGGCAGCACCGGGCUCGGGCCGCCCAUCCCCUUCCGUGCCCGGAGCCCCGCGCUGCAGAGCCGGUCCGGCCGCGCACCGCCGGGCCCCGGGCUCGCCCCUUUGUCCCCGCGGCGGCGGGGAGGCCAUUUUACCCAAAGCACGAGGAGACCGAGCCGAGCCGCGGGGGUUACGGGGCACGCACAGCCGGGCACAGCCGCGCACAGCGCCUCGCCGCGGGCCGCCCCUCCAUCGAGCCGGGCGGGCUGCCCAGCGCCGAGGGGACCCCCGGGGCGGAGGGGCGGGAGCGCGGCGGCCCCGCCGCCCGGGAGGAGCCCGGCAGCGCUUCCCGCCCGUGCCGGGGAAGUGACGCGGGGCGGGCCGGCCCCGGAAGCGCCGCCGAGACCCCUCAGCAGCCAUGUAGGGCCCGCGGCCGCCGCCAUGGACGGCAGCGGCGCCGCGGCUGCGGCGGGGCCGGGCGUGCCCAACCUCACCCCGCGGCACCGGCAGCUCAUCCCCACGCCCUGCGGCCCCAUAAAACCAUGCUCAGAGCUCUCAUUCCCUGUGAAGAUCUACUUCUGUGUCACUAUUUUGUCCCUGCUGAGUGUCAUAGGGCUGACCAUCGAGACCCUGGUGCGCCAGGCUGAGGAGGAUUUCACCAUUUCCUUCAUUCAGCUGGUUGGAGCUGUGUUCUGUGUGUACUACGUGAGCAGGGGCAUCCUGCAGGAGAACCGCCAGGAGCUCGUGGUGUUCGUGCUCUCCGUGCUGCUGCUGAUGCUGCGCUCCAUCAUCAACUUCAGCCUGCUCCCUGCCGGCCAGCAAGCUCAGCUCCUGGCCCGUUUUGUGCUGAUCCUGCUGGUGGGCUCCUUCGAUGUCGUGUGUGCCCUGGUGCUGAUGCAGAGCCAGUCCAUGAUGGCCUUCAGGGUGGGGGGAGCCCUGGAGAGCCUCCAGGCCCAGUACUUCAUGCUCAACCUCUGCUUCUCCAUGCUCACCUUUGAUCUGCAGGCACAGCUGUGCCUGUGCAUCCUCCUGAUCAGCCUGCACGAGGUCACCCUGCUGCACAACAUCAUCUCGGCCACGGGCGUGCUCUGGGGCUGCCUCAAGGUCACCGUGGGCAUCACUGCAAUUUUAAAAGAGCUGAAACCCCUGGUGUGGGUGUUCCUGGUGCAGAACGUGCCUGAGGUGCUUUAUCUCAUCUACCUGCUCUACACGGUGAUCAGGGAGUGGGGCAAAGGCAAUUCUUACACCCUGGAAGCUGCUUUCAUCACUGGCUCCUGCAUUUCUGUCACAAUCAAAUCCGUUCUGCUCUGGGCUCUGCUUCACGUCUACCGCAGCUUCGGGCAGGGGCUGAGGGAGAGAAUGUUUUCCUCCUAUGGAAGGAUCGACUCCUGAGCCCUCCCUGUGCAGCUCCCACAGAGUGAAGCCACCCCAGAGCCCCUGCCCUGCCCUCAGGGUGGCACCAAGUGCCAGGAUGGGGCAGGGACAGGAAGGUGACACUCGUGUCCUGGAGCAGUGCAGGUGGGACAGAGCUGAAAGCAAACCCUGUUUGGAAAUUGCCAGCACCUUCCACUGCUUUUCCUGCUGCUCUGGAGGCCCAGGGCUCACACCUGCACGUGAGCUGCUCCUUUCAGUGCUUUCUGCCUGGCAGGCACAAACAUGAAGGAAAUGUGCACUCCCACCCUGUGUACCUGAGUUCAGCAGGGCAUUGUGCUGCCCAGCUGGGAUCUGCUCAGAGCAGCUCAGCCCUGAUGCUUUGGUGGCAGUGGUGUCCCCUCUGGCUUCAGAAUAUUGCCAUUAUUUUUUUGUUAACCCCAGGUACACAUGGCAAAUGCUCCCUGUAACCAAGGUGCCAUUUCACACCAGGGGACUGUCACAAUUAAGCCUUUAAUAUUGUAAUUUAAAAGUUUGGUAUUUUAUUGACUGGAACCUUUAAGUACUGGCUAUUUUGUAAUAAAGCAUAAGCACAGUU
This is a messenger RNA of Zonotrichia leucophrys gambelii, 2614 nucleotides long. RefSeq lists its product as uncharacterized. The record is from RefSeq and is a predicted model, not a curated record. The transcript has 10 exons. Lineage: Eukaryota; Metazoa; Chordata; Aves; Passeriformes; Passerellidae. The coding region runs from base 1 to 2037 and encodes 678 amino acids.